Molecule: messenger RNA, 1373 nt
Organism: Psylliodes chrysocephalus
Lineage: Eukaryota; Metazoa; Arthropoda; Insecta; Coleoptera; Chrysomelidae
Source: the annotation of a GenBank genome assembly
GAGGAGGAAGAAGUAGAAGUUUUAAAAAUAAAUAAAAAUAAAAUAAUUUGUGGAAACACAAAACUUUGGCACGGUUUAAUUCUCUCAACUUUUGACAAAUUUCUUAUACUCCGCGAGAUGUUAUCUGUUAUGGUUUUGUUUAAUUCAUUAAAAAAUAGUGGUUAUCGUUUACUUCUUUAUGCAAUGACCAAACAGGAAAGUUCAUUAAUUGGUAAAAAGUCAAUUCACAAUGCAUCUUUUGAAAAAACUAAAGUUGCACCAAAACCUAUACGUUUUUGGAUUGAUGGGAAGUGUUUUAACAUAUAUCCAAUGAAAAAACGUACGAAGGGCUACGAUAAAACGGGAGUGCAUUUCCUAAAUGAUACUUGUAACCAAAAUGAUGUGGUUUUCAUUACCAAAGAUAAUGGAAUGAUAACAAGUAGUCUUAGAUUACCUUCGUUUUAUUGCAAGAAAUUAAAAUUUCAAAUGAUGAAUGAUAUUGAAAACAUGAUGGAAGAAACAAAUACGCACAUAUCCAUACCAAAAAUUGGUGAAAUUGACAAACUAAAGAUUUUGGGAGAUAACAAGCAACAAAUAAAAAACGCUUUCCAGGGGAUUCUCUCUUUAAUUUCUGAUAUUAGGAAUGAGACCAGACCUUUACAAUUCCUCUCUAUUCCUCUCUGCAAUGAAGAAAUUAAAAGUAAUUUUAUGGAAUUCAAGAAAAAGGUGUUACAAGAAAAAGAUAUAAAAGGGAUUGAUGAAACUUUAUUCAUAAGUCCCCUUAAACUUCAUCUUACAGUAACUGUUAUGGUACUGAUAGAUCAUGGUGAAAAGCAAGAAGCAAUUAAAACUUUACAGGAUUAUCAAAAAAAUGUUCUAAAGCCAUUAAUGGAAAAAAAUGGACCAUUAAAAAUCCAAGUAACAGGAAUUGAAUGCAUGAACAACAAAUAUGAGAAAGUUCAUGUGUUAUAUGCAAAAGCCAAAAUAAUUAAUGAAACUGUUGCAUUGAAUUUGCAGAAUGUUGUUAAUGGAUUAUCGGAUUAUUUUUAUGAAAGGGGACUUUUGAAGCAAUAUCAAGAAAAUAUAACUGUACAUAUGACUCUUAUGAAUACAAAAUAUAGAGAAGAUUCAAAAAUGCAUCCGAAUUCAAGAAGGAAACAUCGAUUCGCAAAAAGGAUACCAUUCGAUGCCAGGACUAUAAUGAAAAAAUACAAAGAUUUUGAUUUUGGUACUUGUGACUUCAAUAGAAUACAUAUUUCGAUUAUGUCUUCAGUUGAUAAAACUGGAUUUUAUGAACCUCUGGCAACUAUUGAAGCAUAAAUAUGUUUAAAAAUUCAAAUAACCUAGUUACUUUGUUAAUACUAACAUAAUUUAUUUUCUACUUUUAUAUGAGU